CUAUUUAUUAAUUGACGCCGGUCCACUAUUUUUACUAAUAUUUAUUACUUUGAUGAAUCGAUAAGAUGAUGAUGUUUUGAAUUUGGCUUUUUUCGUAACAACUAGUAUCACUGUUAUCAGAAUUAAUGUAUUAGCAAAAGUAACGAUAACAAUUUUACAGGAUGAUUAAAAACUGCUUUUUAGUCAAACUAGGAUAAUAUAGAAUUAUAAAAAAAUCGCUGACAAAAAAAAGAGUCAUAAACUAUUCAUUUCAAAAUCAACGAUACAAAAUCAUUUACAUAAAAUAAAUCUUCAAAACCAAACCUAAUUAACAUAUAUGAAAUGUAAAAUAUUUUAAAAUUUUAAAAUGCAAAUAUUGAAUGAUCAUAUAAUUCUUCGGAGUAUCAAAGAUUCAUCAGACAAGUGUAUGAAUCCUUGGAAUCUCAAUGCCACAUAAUCCUCUUUAAUACAUAUUCAGAUCAUAUAUAUGUUGGGUUUUUAUUUUAUUUUAUUUUAAAAAUCAAAUGGCGUAGACAUUUUUAUUACUAUUGUUUUAUAAUCAAGUGGCGUGGGUUAGAUAAUAAUUAAGCUUAGAAAGUAGAAACGAACACGGGAAUUGACUUAUAGGACACGAUUUAAUUUAUAAUAAAAUCUUCUCCUUCAUUGAGCGACCAAAUAUAUUUAGGUUAGAUACCAAAUCUCUAGUUUGAAAUUUGAGAUGAAAAUAAUAAUAAACAUACAGAUAGGUGAAAGUGGGGUAUUUUGUAAAUCAUGCAACUUCACCGUGUAAUAUAUAGUUUUAUUGAAGCUAAUAAUUCACGCUCUUAUGUUCUUUUUCCUCAAAAUCAACUAAGAAAACUAAUAACAUGUAGCAAACUAUCGGAAGAUAAAUAAACGGUCAACAACGGCCAUUAUGUAUGGCUAAAUCUCUUUACAUCACAACAUUAACAAAUUGAGAUUUUAUAACUCACAAAUCUUGAGAUUUCAUUAUCAAGUAAUUACAAAAUGGGUAACGUUACGAAUGCAAGUUUAUUAUAAUGCUACACCACAAUCAAUACUCUAUAUAUGAUAAAGGGAUGAAAAACCAAUCCUUCUAACGUCUCAAGAAGUAAUGACUUCAAAGAAAAAAGGAAGCAGUGGACGGCAAAGGAUACGGAUGGCAAAGAUAGAGAAAGAGAGCCACAGGCAAGUAGCAUUCUCCAAACGCAGAGCUGGUCUCUUCAAGAAAGCUAGCGAGUUAUGCACUUUGUGCGGUGUAGAGGUCGCAAUAAUCGUAUUCUCACCCGCCAAAAAGCCUUUCUCGUUCGGCCAUCCAAGCGUCUACUCCGUGCUGGAUCGAUACAGGAACAAUACUUCUUUUCAGCAGCAAAGUCAACCGAUGGAAAACACAGCAACGAGGAGCGAGUUGAGUUUGGUGUUGAGCCAAGUGGAGGAAGAGAAGAAGAAAGGUGAGAAGAUGAGGAAAGCGAGUGAGAUGGCUAAAUGGUCGGUGGAUGAAAUGAGUUUGCUUCAGUUACAGGAAAUGAGAUAUGCGCUAGAGGAGCUGAGGAACACAAUGGUGGUGCCUCCUCCUUCUUACAUGAACCCAAUGUCUACUGGUUUUUCUUGUAUUUAUAAUUCAAGCUAUGUACAUGCUUCUUCCUGAGUCACAUAUAAACUGUGAUAAAAAGGAAAGAAGGAUAUUUACAGUUAUAGAUGGUAGUAGUGCUUUUUGGCUAUGGACAUGCUUGCUCUUUUUUCAAUUUUGGUUAUAUAUUGUUUCUCAUUUACUAAAUGUUUUGUGGCCUUUCAUAACGUAUAAAACAGAACCUGAGUUGAGCGUUAAUAAUUUUCAUAAUUAAGUAGUUGAUUUUAAUGGGAAUAUAUGUAAAAACAAAAAAAGAUGGUGGUUCAGCUGGGUACGAGCCACCAGACCAUGCUGGAUCUGAGUGGCUUUGAGCUGUUAUCCGUCCACUGUCGAGAGAGGGAGGUGAUCGCUGCUCUGUGAAACCAGCCUCACGCAUUGCCCUCCUCUUUAGGAACCGCCUGAGCCAAGCCUUCGCUCAGCACACAUGGAUCACUCUCGGCUUGGACCGGGCAGCCCAGAACAUGCCACAACAGAUCCGACCUGUGGGCCCGGGCCAGUGUUCCACCAUCUUAUUGUCCCCACAUAGGUCACAAGCCCUCGCUACUGAGCUCGACGUACAAUUGUUUGAUUGAGGACU
Messenger RNA from Brassica napus (rape), 2183 nucleotides. Its product is annotated as agamous-like MADS-box protein AGL61. The transcript has a single exon. Gene Ontology annotation, biological process: positive regulation of transcription by RNA polymerase II. The record is from RefSeq and is a predicted model, not a curated record. NCBI's taxonomy places the organism in Eukaryota, Viridiplantae, Streptophyta, Magnoliopsida, Brassicales, Brassicaceae. Gene Ontology annotation, molecular function: DNA-binding transcription factor activity, RNA polymerase II-specific; protein dimerization activity; RNA polymerase II cis-regulatory region sequence-specific DNA binding. Bases 1091 to 1624 code for a protein of 177 amino acids.